Molecule: messenger RNA, 9537 nt
Organism: Antechinus flavipes (yellow-footed antechinus)
Lineage: Eukaryota; Metazoa; Chordata; Mammalia; Dasyuromorphia; Dasyuridae
Gene: SIM1
Product: SIM bHLH transcription factor 1
Exons: 12
Coding region: 804-3101 (765 amino acids)
Biological process (GO): regulation of transcription by RNA polymerase II
Molecular function (GO): DNA-binding transcription factor activity, RNA polymerase II-specific; RNA polymerase II transcription regulatory region sequence-specific DNA binding; protein dimerization activity
Source: RefSeq, a predicted model, not a curated record
UGAGGCUAAAAACCCUUUAGCUAUAAAGAAGUUAUUUGGGGUGUAUUUUUUUGCUUUCAAUUAGGCAAAAUAGCAACUUCAUGACAAUUAUCCAAGAAGAUUCUAAGGCCGUCUCAUCUGAACCAAACCUAUAAUCUAUUCUUCGUCCCCUAUCUCACGCAUCUCCCUAAAAAAUUGCCAAACCCCAAACCCUGAUAACUAAGAUAAAGGAAGCAGAAACUCUCUGCGUGUGAGCAGCAGAGAAGAGGGCAAAGUUUCUCUAGUUGGUUGUAGUAAUGGUUGCAAUUAAGAGUUGGGAUCCUUACCUACUGCAGACUUCGGGGACCGAAGUGGCUUGAAAGAAGUUGCAUCGAAUACUUGAUCCACCUUCAAGACACUGGAGCCAUCCUUGAGGCCUGGGGAUUGAGAGCUGAAAUUUAAAAGACUGGAAUUAUUAUGUAUGUUUUCCGAGGACCGAUGUUUGCUGCCGGCCACAGAAGAGAAGCUUGGUUUCUCGAUGGUCCUAUUGACAUAUAGUGUCCUGCGGAAACACUUGGAUUCUCGAAUCUACAUUGGAAAGUCACCUUUUCUAUCCUCUUAUUUUCUACCUUUUGGUUUCAUUUUUAUUUUGAGUAAAUAUUUUUAUUGUCCAAUUCUCGUCUUUUGUUGCUAUCAUAUAUCCCUCCAGUUAGAAAAGACGUAAACUACUUUACUCAAGGUGUGUUUUAUGUUUUUGCCAAACAUGACCUGUAGCUGAAAAUUUCGUAUUUUUUGGAUGAAUCUGGGGAGCUUAAAUUCAAAGAAGAAAGGGGGAAAAAGACACAAUGAAAGAGAAGUCCAAAAAUGCUGCCCGGACUAGACGGGAGAAGGAAAACAGUGAAUUUUAUGAACUGGCUAAAUUACUGCCUUUGCCCUCAGCCAUCACCUCUCAGCUGGACAAAGCAUCCAUAAUCAGACUCACCACCAGCUAUCUAAAAAUGAGAGUGGUUUUCCCAGAAGGGCUUGGAGAAGCGUGGGGCCAUUCAACCCGUACCAGUCCCUUGGAUAACGUCGGUCGGGAGCUGGGGUCCCAUCUCUUACAGACCUUGGAUGGUUUCAUCUUUGUGGUGGCUCCGGAUGGAAAGAUCAUGUAUAUUUCAGAGACUGCAUCUGUCCACCUGGGUCUUUCUCAGGUAGAACUGACCGGGAACAGUAUUUAUGAAUAUAUCCAUCCAGCAGACCAUGAUGAGAUGACUGCAGUGCUCACAGCCCACCAGCCCUACCACUCCCAUUUUGUACAGGAGUAUGAGAUAGAACGUUCCUUUUUCCUGAGGAUGAAGUGUGUCUUGGCCAAGAGGAACGCUGGUCUCACUUGUGGGGGUUAUAAGGUCAUUCACUGCAGUGGUUACCUAAAGAUCCGCCAGUAUAGUCUGGAUAUGUCCCCUUUUGAUGGCUGCUACCAGAAUGUGGGCUUGGUAGCUGUGGGCCAUUCACUGCCCCCCAGUGCUGUGACAGAGAUCAAACUACACAGCAAUAUGUUCAUGUUUCGUGCCAGCCUGGAUAUGAAGCUCAUAUUUUUGGAUUCCAGGGUGGCUGAACUAACUGGCUAUGAACCUCAGGACCUGAUCGAGAAGACCCUUUAUCAUCAUGUCCAUGGUUGUGACACGUUCCAUUUGCGCUGUGCUCAUCACCUGCUGCUGGUGAAAGGGCAGGUGACUACAAAGUAUUACCGGUUCCUGGCAAAGCACGGGGGCUGGGUAUGGGUACAGAGCUACGCCACCAUUGUGCACAACAGCCGGUCCUCUAGGCCCCAUUGCAUCGUCAGCGUCAACUAUGUCCUCACAGAUACAGAGUAUAAAGGAUUACAACUCUCAUUGGAUCAGAUCACAGCCACCAAACCAUCCUUCUCCUAUACUAACACCACACCCACCAUAACUGACAACCGAAAGGGGAAUAAGCCCCGCCUCUCAAACACAAAAUCAAAAUCCAGGACAUCUCCAUAUCCUCAGUAUUCUGGAUUUCAUACCGAAAGAUCUGAAUCGGAUCAUGACAGUCAAUGGGGAGGAAGCCCACUUACAGAUACUGCAUCUCCACAGUUAUUGGACCCCUCCGAAAGGCCCAGUUCCCAACAUGAUGCUUCAUGUGCCUAUAGACAGUAUUCAGACCGCACCUCUCUUUGUUAUGGCUUUGCACUUGACCAUUCCAGGCUGACAGAUGAUAGGCAUUUUCAUACCCAGGCCUGUGAAGGAGGUCGCUGUGAAGCAGGUCGAUACUUCCUUGGUACCCCACAAGCGGGGAGAGAGCCCUGGUGGGGCUCACGUUCAGCACUCCCCCUAACCAAGUCCUCCCCAGAAAGCAGAGAGGCCUAUGAGAACAGCAUGCCACAUAUAACCUCCGUUCACAGAAUUCAUGGGAGAGGUCACUGGGACGAAGAUAGUGUGGUCAGUUCUCCAGACCCGGGAUCUGCCAGUGAAUCAGGUGACCGCUAUCGUGCUGAGCAAUAUCAGAGCAGUCCCCAUGAACCCAGCAAAAUUGAAACUCUGAUAAGAGCCACCCAGCAGAUGAUUAAAGAGGAAGAGAACAGAUUGCAGCUCCGGAAAGCUCCUCCUGACCAACUGGCUGCCAUUAAUGGAGCAGGGAAAAAACAUUCCCUUUGUUUUGCAAACUACCAGCAGCCGCAGCUGACUGGAGAGGUCUGCCAUGGCCCUUCUCUUGCCAACACUUCCCCAUGUGAGCACCUUCAACAAAGAGAAGGGAAGAUGAUGAGCCCUCAUGAAAAUGACUAUGGCAGCAGCCCCACAGCCUUGUCUAGGAUAAGCAGUCCCAACUCGGAUCGUAUUUCUAAAUCAAGCUUGGUAUUAGCUAAAGACUAUCUUCAUUCAGACAUGUCCCCUCAUCAGACAGUAGGAGAUCAUCCAGCAGUUUCUCCAAACUAUUACAGUUCACACCGGCAGUAUUUUGAUAAGCAUGCUUACACAUUAACUGGGUAUGCCUUGGAGCACUUGUAUGACAGUGAGGCUAUUAGAACCUAUUCAUUGGGCUGCAAUGGCUCUCACUUUGAUGUAACUUCUCAUUUAAGAAUGCAGCAAGAUCCAGCACAAGGACACAAAGGGACAUCUGUAAUAAUAACCAAUGGGAGCUGAUGUUUUUUUUUUCUUUAAAAAAUGUGCUUUAAGGAUAUCUUUGAAACAUAGUUGGAACAUAUAUAUGUUUUAAUGCCCUUGUUACCAGCAUUUAAUAUACCACAGUAUGUUAGAGAGAAUAACCUAAGCUACUGAAGCUACUGGGUAUGAACUGACAAAUGUUACUGUAAAAAAAAUAUAUAAGAAAUGCACUAGCAUUCAGGGUUACAGUGAUUGGAGUUAAAGUGAACCUUAAGUUGCCCCCAUGAUUUAUGGGAGCCAGAAUGGAUAAAGUAAGAGUUGAAAAUACCAGUGUAGAUCGAGUGAGCAAUAUAUGCACAUUGUAUAAGUACUAGUUGGAAAUGCCACAGAGGGGAGACCCAGUGAGCUUCAUGGGCACAGAUCGCUACUCACAAAACCUCUAUGCACCCUUGACAUGCAAAAAUCUGGAAUGUAGACUAUAAAAUGCACAUGCCAAAAAAUGGGUAACUUUUCUUAACCCUAAUAUGUGAUUGCUUCUUCAUGAUGUGAAGAAGUUGUUGCUAUUCCUGAAGAAGAAAAUAAAAGAUCUCAGAGAAGGGGCUUUUUUUCCCCCUGUGGUCUCUUAGCCAUUCUGAUACAUUUGAUAUAGGCAUGAACUAGGGAUAAGGUUCUGGAUAUAGCACUGGACAUAUUUCUCACAUGGUAUCUAUUAGAAGCAAUCAGGAAAUGGCAAUUUUCAUUGUGCUUUUGAGUCAUAUAAAGGAACGUGAUUGCACUGAUGUAGAGGUAAGGGACUGUGUUAAGUAAUAGCAAUUAGACAUUGGAACAUGCACCAAGAAUUUAGGGCACUCAAUUAAGAAAUUCAGAGGAUAAAAGAGACCAGAAAGAGAGAUAAAUGAAAAGAUUUCCAAGAACAGACUAUUUCAGGUUCAGACUGUGUGUGCCAUUAGUAAUCAACACAUUAAGGGUUUUUGAAAAAACAACCACAGAACCACCCACCAGGAAACAAGGCUGAUAGAGAGGAAGUGUGAAAGGUAAUUAAGAAAAACAAGGGAGGGUACUGCAUGAAAUGAUUGGAAGUGUUUGAAAACAUUGCUAAAUAUGAUUGUGCAAAUAUAAAAACACAUGGAAAGCCAGUACAACAAAGAAAUAAUCUGGCUUCAAGAGAAGCUUCAAGAAAAGCUUAGAAUAAGGCACAGGAGUUUGAUAUGUAAUAUUUUGAAUGAAGGAACAGAAGAUAUUAUAAUAUUUGUUGUUUGUUAUUUUUAAAGACAAAUAUUGGUUCUUGAGGCAUGUUGGGGGAGUGAGAAAGAUUACUUGACUCUUGAAGAAUAGUACUAGUCUUUAUCAGGAUAACUAAGUUCCAUUACUGACUAACCUGCUGUGUGAACCUGUGUGGAUCACAUAACCAUCCUUCUUGGUUCUCAUGUUUGUCAUUUAUAAAAUGGAGAAGUUAGUUAUAUUAGAAAACCUAUCUCUAAGGUCAUUUGCUUUUCUAAAAUCCAAUGAUUCAUUACUUCAGGAAAAUUGGAUUUAAUUGAAAGGUUCUGUUGGUUUAGUUCACCAUGCCUUGGGAAUCGCAAGAAUUUAAUUUUUGAGUAGUGUACCACUCAUAUAGCCAUAUGAAUGGCUUAUAAGUGUACCAGACCCUUUGAAUCUCCCAGGUAUGUUUGCCAUUUCCACAUGUAUUUAAACCUAGUUAAAAUAUAUACAGCAGGAUCUGACAAGGGAAGAAAGAAGAAAAAUAAAUUUAGAUCUCAGAAAGCAUACCAGCUAAGCUUAAUGAGAUAUAUUUUAAAAAUUUGUGGAGAGUGUUAUAGAUGGCAUAGGGAAAUAGUUCAUUUUCACCAAACAUAGAAUUCUUGACUUUUUUAGGAAAUGUCAGGCAUUGGAGGAAUUAACUACAGCUUUUAAGAGAAAGCACAACAUUGAACUUUCAAUGGAUUUAGAGUAUACAUUUAACAAAGUACACCUAACUGAUUGUCCAUAGGCAGGAGUGGUCUUGAAAGAUCUGAAGAUUGAGAACUGGCCUGUCAAAAGCAAAAGCAAUGGUAAAAUACUUUUAAAAUCCAUGAUAGAUUUUUUUCCUGUCACUUAAUAUCUUAUAAAGACAAAAAGAGGCCAGAAUAAAUAAUGAUUUUUGUUACCAAUUGUAAUCAUCUAAAGCAAUUCCAAUACCUAGUUUACAAGUACAAUUCUGAACAAUACCAAUUUAGUUAUGAAUCACAAAUUAGAAGAAAUCUUUGGAGAACUGUGACCACAUUGGGAUUCUUGCAAUGGCAUUCUGGUAACUUUGUAAAGGAAAGGUUGUUUUGGAAGUGUUAUGGUUUUAGCAAAACUGUGAGAAUUCAAGAGCCAAAGAUAUGGGUGAGCUGAAAUACUUAGAGAAUAUGGCCUACUUUAGAAAGGAAGUUUGUACAGAUGGGCCCUUACUGAUGUGUACAAAUUCUACAGAAUAUGGCAUAGACAGAUGCUAGAAAGAGUAGUUGAAACAUAAGAACCAAGGAAAAUGAACUUAUGCUAGAGGAAAGGCUGGCCCUAAAGGAAUUUGGGUGGAAUUUUUAUGUGGAGGCUAGUUAAUAAAUGGAAAAAGUAAACUAUGAAAUUUACAGAUAGAAGCAGCCUGAAUAAAUAAAACUUGUAAGAAAAGCAAGACCAGCAUAUUUAGGGAAAGACAAGGAUCGUCCAAAUUAUAUCUUGGUUUAAAAUUCUAGUUGGCUCAGUUUUAAGCACAUCUUUGUUCUAUUUAGCAUACCAAUGAUAUCAAUAGUUCUUUAGUAACAAUCCUUUAACGUAAAACUAAAAUAUAAUUUGAGAGAAGCAGAGUAAAAAUAUGCAACAUUGUUAUUGUACUUGGCAACAUACUAUGACAAGGCAAGAUCAGAAUAACUUAGAACAAGUCCCACUGUAUUUCACUCUGGCAGAAACCUAAAGCAGUGUACCAAGAGUGGUAAAUUGUAUUUUUAGUCCUCAUUAAUGCAUUAAUCACAAGAAUAUAUUUCCCAUGCUGUGUACACACUGUCUGUGUCCAUUGUGUGUUUUAUAUAAAAUGGAAACUACAUUGCUUCAAUAACUUGAUAAGUUAAAUUUAUGCUCUAUCUGCUCUUGGGUUGUAAUCUUUGUUUUCCAUCUUUUUGCUAAAUGCUGAGAACCAUGGCAUUGAAUUUUAAAAGGCAGCAUCUUAAAACAUUAAUCACAAAGAAGUAUAAUUUCUAUAUUAUCUUAAGAUAAUAAAUAGGCACUAUAUCUUAUGUUUCUGCCAAUAAUACUAAAGCUUUCUCAUUAGCAUUUUUAAAAAUUUUUUUUUCUCUUACUUAAUCCAGAACUUUGCAUAGCUGAGGUAAUAUAAGGAAUUCUCCUUUGGGGGUGGGAGGAACCACUUUGUUAAUGAAUGUGGAAGAUGCAUUAAAAGUUUCUCUGUUAUUUUUCUAAUUUAUAACAAUAGCCUUACCAUUAACCCAGGACAGACAUUUCAGGAUGGAUUUUUUCUCUUGUUGUCAUCCUUUGUUUUCCAAGAGGACCAAAAUGAGAUCACUAUUUUAGAAUCCAGUUACAGUGUGUCUGACUGUGGCUGAUCAGACUAAUAUUGCAUUCUAAUAUUGGCAUUCUAAUAAUGUGUUCAGCCUAACAGAGUUGUGCUCUCUGAGGUAGAAUUGGUAUGCCUGGCAGUUUAGUUAGAGAAAGGGCCUCAGUGUCUGAUAUCUUCUGAUAUCUUAUCCUGCUAGGUGAUUGUCAGAAUCUUCCUAAGACAAUUCAAAUGGAAGUGAUUCCGUUUUCUGGCAUGGCAGUGAUAUCACUGUCCAAGUUUCACAGGCAUAUAACAAUGAGGUUGGCACAAUGGCAGUGUAAAGGUUCAGUUGGGUAGUCACAUACUUCUCCUCUCCUACAUUUUCCUUUGGGAGGCUCUGAAGGAUUUCAGCUCUAUAUGUUGAUUGAUGUACCAUAUUGAAUGGAAUAUGUCUCUAUUUCUGUACAUGGUUGCUUGAUACUAAACAAUAUAAUGUUUAUUGAAGUGAUGUUGCAGAUGAGAUGGAAUUAUAAAUUUUUUGUAAUUAAUGUUAUCCCAGAAAGAGCACUUUCCCCCAUUAAUUCUGGAUGAUACUUGUAGGAAUGAGAAUAAGAUCAUUUGGUCACAUUCUUAAUUCUUUUUUUCUCCUGUUCCAUCUAUUGCUUUAGUAUGGAGAAGUCUCACUUGCCUAAUGAGCUUUAUAUGGUAUGUAAGAUGAGGAAAUAAAUAAGAUGCAUUGAUUAAGUACUUUCUAUAUGGCAAGUCCUGUGGAGAAGGGCUUUUUGAAACUGGGCUGAAUUUUGUUAUUCUUGUUGCUAAACAAGACUAGAAAAAUAUCCAUGAAUACUUUAUAACAAUAAUAAUUUAAAAGUAUAUUUUCUCAAAACCUGGGUCAAAUAACCUCUUUAAAUGUCAGUUUUCUCACUUGUAAAAAAGGAGAUUGGAUUAGAGAACCUGUUAAGUUCCCUUCUAGCUGGAAGUCUAUGCUCUAAAGGCAAAGGGGAUUAGAAAGAAUAAACAGUAGCUACAUCUAAACAUUCAGUUUUAUGAAUAUUUGUUUUUUCUGUUGUUGUUGAUUUGUUUCAGUUGUGUCCAACUCUCCAAGACCCCAUUUGGGAUUUUUUUUAGCAAAGAAACUAGAGUAGUUUACCAUUUUCUUCUCCAGCUAAUUUUACAGAUGAGAAAACUGAGGCAAACAGGGUUAAGUGACUUGCCCAGAGUCACAUAGCUAAUAAGUAUCUGGAGAUAUUUGCCUAUGCUCCUUCUCAAAAGUAGGAAUUGAGUCUCUCUAAAUUUCCAAGUCAUAUCUAUAAACAAAAAACUUUGGGUUAUUCCUUGAAUGACACAGAGGCUCAGUAAAUGUUAAGUAUUGGAAGAAUGCCUCGUUAAUUAGUCUAAGGAAUUUGGAAAAUCAAAGACAUGGCUAUUUUGGAUUUACUUAUUUUACAUGGGUGGAUUGCAUAUAUUUCUAGUCUAGUUUCUCUUGCAUUUAAAGAACUUUAAUUUUAAAAACUUACAACACUCUCUCCCCUUUACUGGAACAGGCUAUCUAAAAACAUAUUAUUUUCUAAAUAGAUGAAUAAUGGAUGUAAAAUUCCAAAGUGCCCUAAAGAGUAGAUAGAAUGAUCUAAAAUUCAAUGUGUCAGUUUUUCUGAUUAGAGACUUGAGUUCAGGUAAGCUAACUCUUUGAAAUACCUGGUUUAUAUUCAGAAAGCAAAUCACUAUCAUGGUAUAUAAUACAUUUAUGACAGAUGAGUUCUGUCUGUAUGAAGAAUUUAUAUUUUGCAAGGGGGGGACAUUUUCAAUGUGGUGCUCAUUUUUUAUGUGCAAGAUUGUACAGAUAAUGCUUGGCUCCAAGAGGGGAAGACAUACUUAUUUCCAAAUGAGAACUUGUUUAGAGUUCCUGCAACAAGAUGCCAUAUGGAAAUGUUAGCAAAUACUCAAGAAAUAUAAAUAAAAACAAAGAUAAUUAUCUUCCAUGUUCCUUGAUAAGCUGACAAGACAUAGGAAAAUUCAGAAUUCCCAAAUUGCUUGAGGAAUUCUAUCCAAAUUUGUAUGAUUUUUUAAAAUGCUUGAAUGGAACAAACUAAUGAGAAUUUGCUUUCAGAAACCUGUGAGGUAGUUUGUCCUAAUUAACAGAUUUGGAACCCAGAACCAUAGAUUGAAUAUAAGUGGUCAUCUAACCUAAUCUGUAAUUUGAAAAUAACAAUUGCAUAUGAAUUUGUUACAUGACAAAUCCCAUUGUGUUUAUGUGGCAAAGGAAAUGAAAUCUGUCUGGAAAAUUAGUGUUACUGUAACAUUAAUUUUUUUUUCAAAAGGGAAACAUUUCAGUAUAUGAAGCAUAUGAAGAUCCACUUCAAAAAUAUGAUUUUCCAGGCUUACCUUUGGACUGGCAUUUAAAAAGAAAGGAAGAAAGAAAGAAAAAGAAGAAGGAAAGAAAGAAGAAAGAAAGAAAAAGAAAAAAACAGAAGAAGUAAUGAUUAUAUUGUUAAAGAAAGAAAGUGAUCCCUGAUAUUUCCAAUGCCAUAACUUGCAGUAUAUAGUUUCUAGUGACACUGUGGCAAAACACCUGUGGCUGGAGGUUUUACUUUGGAAUGUAACGUAGAGAAAAAUUAGCAACGUCAACAAUAUCUUACAGAAUGUUCCAGUUUAUAAUUAUUUAUAUUGUAAAUAGCUUUCUGAAGUAAAUUUGAAGUUAAUGUGCAUAAAAUGUAUUUAUUAUGUGAAGAUUUUUUUGGUUUAAAAUAUAGUUACCAAUAUGCAUUUUUUUGUCUGGAUUCAUGAAUCUUUUAAAUAAUCAUUACUAACAUAUAGAAUUUUAGAAUUUGCAAAGCAAUUUCCAUACACUUAUCACAUUGAGUCUCACAAAAAUUCUGUGAGGCAGGUUCUGCAGAUAUCCCCAUCCCUACUUUACAGCUGAGGUCAUAUACACAAAGGAGGUAACUUGUCCAUGGUCACAAAGCUAGC